Molecule: messenger RNA, 1454 nt
Organism: Propithecus coquereli (Coquerel's sifaka)
Lineage: Eukaryota; Metazoa; Chordata; Mammalia; Primates; Indriidae
Gene: NPDC1
Product: neural proliferation, differentiation and control, 1
Exons: 9
Coding region: 181-1173 (330 amino acids)
Cellular component (GO): membrane
Source: RefSeq, a predicted model, not a curated record
UCCUUUGCCGCAGCGUCAGGGCCGCCGCCUUCUUUUCCUCUUCCUCCUCCUCUUCGGCCUCCGCCUCCUCUUCCUCCUCCGCCCCCUCCCUCUCCUCCGCUUCUCCCGAAGCGGCGCCGGGAGCCCGCGCCGAGCUCCGGACCGUGCGGUGCCAUGCUGCCCGGGCGGCGGCGCUGAAGGAUGGCGACGCCCGUCCCUCCGCCCGCGCCGCGGCACCUGCGGCUGCUGCGGCUGCUGCUUUCGGGCCUUGUCCUCGGCUCGGCCCUGCGCGGGGCCGCCGCCAGCCGUCUGGAUGUGGCCGCCUGUCCUGGGAGCCUGGACUGUGCCCUGAAGAGGCGGGCAAGGUGUCCCCCGGGAGCACACGCCUGUGGGCCCUGCCUGCAGCCCUUCCAGGAGGACCAGCAAGGGCUCUGCGUGCGCAGGGUGCGACGGCCGCCGGGGGAGGACCGACCCCAGCCCAGAGUGGAAGAUGAGAUCGACUUCCUGGCCCAGGAACUAGCCCGCAAGGAGGCCGGGCACUCAAGUCUCACAGCCCCGCCCCUGCCUGAGGCGGGGCAACAGCUCCCGGAGGCCGCCACCGUGGGAUUCUCGGAGCGGGGUCAAGGACCCAAGCCCGGCCUCUCGUCGGCGGCGCGGGGAGCCCUCACGCCCACGCCCGGCACCUCCUGGGGCUCUCCCGUGUCCUCCGGGCCAGUGCACAUGUCCCCCUUGGAGUCCCGGGGCGGGCGCCGUGACGGCUUCGCCCUCGUGCUGAUCGUGGCGUUCUGCGUGGCCGGCGCGGCCGCCCUCGCCGUGGCCGCCGUCUGCUGGUGCAGGCUGCAGCACGAGAUCCGCCUGACCCAGAAGGCAGACUACGCGGCCGCGAAGGCCCCCGGCGCGCCCGCGGAGCCCCGGAUUUCGAUUUCGCCCGGGGACCAGCGGCUGGCGCACAGCGCCGAGAUGUACCACUACCAGCACCAGAGGCAGCAGAUGCUGUGCCUGGAGCGGCAUAAAGAGCCCAAGGAGCUGGACUCUGCCUCCUCGGACGAGGAGAAUGAAGACGGCGACUUCACGGUGUACGAGUGCCCGGGCCUGGCCCCGACCGGGGAGAUGGAGGUGCGCAACCCCCUGUUCGACCACGCCUCGCUGUCGGCGCCCCCGCCCGGCCAGUCCUCACCGUCUGCACCGCAGUGACUGGAGGCCAGCGAUGUCCGUGUGCUCCUGCCACGGGGGAAGAGGCAGGUGGCAUUUCCCACUGAGAAGAACAUGUUCUGAUGCUAUCUGCUUGUGGCUGGGCCAUGGGAUGCUGUGCCCAGAACCCCUUGCCAGGGAGACCCCUCCCUGGUGCCGGGAGACUUCUGUCCCCUUUGUGCCUCUCCUGUUUGGUUUGGACCCCCAAACUGGAGGGGGAAGGGAGAACCCUAGAGGCCAGGCAUGGAUGGGGAAUUUGGAAGACAAAAGCCAAUUAAAGUACA